AUGGCUGAUCCAGUCUAUUUAGCUUUACUUGGCUCCGCUGAAUAUUUCCGAACUAGUACACCACCAAAUUAUCGUUUAGCAAUACAAUGUUUACAAGCUAUUCUAACAAUAAGAUUACCACCAUUAAUUGAAGCGAAAAUUCAUUUAUUUCUGGGAAGAUUAUAUACACAACAUACAACAAAUGUUGAUAUGGCAUCUAUGCAUCUUGAUAAAGCUUGUCAAUUAGCACAAAUGCCCGACGAUAUAAAACUUGAAAGUCUUUGUUUAUUAGCAAAAAUUUAUUCAAAUCAAAAUCAAUUUGCAUCAGCAAUAACAUUACUUCAACAAGCAUAUGAUCUAUCAUCUCAACAACCUUAUUGGCAUUGUAGAAUUAUAUUUCAAAUAAUUGGGAUAUAUCAUUCACAAGAAGAUUAUAAUACUGCACUUUAUUAUAUUGAUCGUGGAAUAGAAUUUUCAGCUAGAAUCAAUGCCUUAUUUUGUCAAAUUCUUUUUCAACUUACUAAAGCUAUGUUACGAUUAUUAGUAAAAGAUUAUAUGGAUGCACAAAAUUUAUUAAAACCAUGUUUAGAUAGAAUUAAUUCAUUACAAGGCAAUUUUUCACAUAUUGAAACAUUAAGAAUUUUUUAUUUGGUUUUACAUAUCUCAUGUUCUUGUUUUGGACUUGGUCAAAUUAAAUCAUCAAAAAAUGCAUUGAUUCAACUUCAACAAAGUAUUCAAAAUCUAGCAAGUCGACCAGAAGAAGAAGCUUAUAUAAUUACAAAUCCAUUGGAACAAUUUACAUGGUUAUCACGUGAUCAUUUAAAUGUUCUUGUUUAUUUAUUAACCGUUUUUCAUUCAAUGUUAUCAGGUCGAUUAGAAAAAGCUCUUAAAUAUGCUGAUAAAGCUCAAGCACAAAUUGAACAAAUUAAAAAUAUGGAUCAUAGUCCAUUUUUAAUGGCUGUUGAAAUGCUUUUUUAUGAAUGUCGCAUACAAAGUCAUUUAAUAUAUGGUAAUAAAUCCGUUGCUAUUAAAGAAAUUAAUACAUUGUGCCGUCUUCAUACUGCAUCAAAUCCAAUGAAUAAUAAUGUUGCAAUUCAACGAUCAUUAACUCUUCAUGCAUUAUUAGGUUUUUAUGCUACAUCAUUAAAUUUUAAUGAAGCUGCCGAAGCACAGUUUGCAACAGCUCUUCGAACUCGAUUUUCUGGCGAUAAAGAAUUUCGUUUUUUUAUUCUUGCUAAUCUUAUUAUUAUCUAUUUACGAACAUCAAAAAUUGCAAAUCUUGUACCAAUUUUACAACAAAUUAAUAUAGAAUUAAAUACAACUCAGUAAGUCAUUUUUUAUUUAAUAAUCAAACAAUAACUUU
Messenger RNA from Adineta steineri, 1342 nucleotides. NCBI's taxonomy places the organism in Eukaryota, Metazoa, Rotifera, Eurotatoria, Adinetida, Adinetidae. The record is from the annotation of a GenBank genome assembly.